Messenger RNA from Polyodon spathula (Mississippi paddlefish), 4664 nucleotides. It is a transcript of the gene sec31a, whose product is annotated as SEC31 homolog A, COPII coat complex component. Gene Ontology annotation, molecular function: protein binding; structural molecule activity. The transcript has 29 exons. The coding region runs from base 251 to 4039 and encodes 1262 amino acids. Gene Ontology annotation, biological process: endoplasmic reticulum to Golgi vesicle-mediated transport; COPII-coated vesicle cargo loading; intracellular protein transport. The record is from RefSeq and is a predicted model, not a curated record. NCBI's taxonomy places the organism in Eukaryota, Metazoa, Chordata, Actinopteri, Acipenseriformes, Polyodontidae. Gene Ontology annotation, cellular component: endoplasmic reticulum exit site; COPII vesicle coat.
GGGUGGGGACUGCAUUGCCACGUUGAUGAGGGACGUGGACCCUGUAAAGCCGCCGUUAGUUGCCUGCCUGCUUGCUUGCUGACUGUCUUCUUGUUUGAAGCGAGAGCUGACGCAACAGACCCUAGAGCAAAGCAAGGAGACAGCCUGUGGAUAACAGUGCACAAACCCGGGCAUUUCCGUGCAGCACACACAUCCCAGAUUCAUCGUGUGGUAUUUAUUAUUGAGGGGCAAAUACAAUACUGUCUAAAGGAUGAAGCUAAAAGAGAUUGACCGCACUGCAAUGCAGGCCUGGAGCCCUGCUCAGCAGCAUCCUAUCUAUCUGGCCACUGGCACUUCGGCUCAGCAACUUGACGCAACUUUCAGUACAAAUGCUGCCCUUGAGAUUUUUGAACUGGAUCUCGCAGACACUACGCUGGAUAUGAAAUCAUGUGGCACGUUCUGCUCUUCACACAGGUAUCAUAAACUGGUUUGGGGACCACAUGGGAUGAGUUCAGAAGAACAUCCCAGUGGAGUCCUCAUUGCUGGGGGUGAAAAUGGAAACGUUAUUCUGUAUGACGCAGCGAAAAUCAUUGCUGGAGACAGUGAUGUGGUCAUCGCUCAGAAUGAUAAGCACACUGGACCAGUUAGAGCGCUGGAUGUUAAUUCGUUCCAGGCAAACCUUGUUGUCUCUGGAGGUAACGAGUCUGAAAUCUACAUUUGGGACCUGAACAAUUUUGAUUCUCCGAUGACGCCUGGACCAAAAUCUCAGCCUCUUGAAGACAUCAGUUGUGUUGCUUGGAACAGGCAAGUCCAGCAUAUCUUGGCUUCAGCCAGCCCCAGUGGACGUGCGUCAGUGUGGGACCUGAGGAAAAACGAACCCAUUAUCAAAGUCAGCGACCACAGCAAUAGGAUGCACUGUUCAGGGUUGGCUUGGAACCCUGAGGUGGCCACCCAGCUAGUGCUUGCAUCAGAAGAUGACAGGAUGCCCGUUAUUCAAAUGUGGGACCUGAGGUUUGCCUCCUCGCCCCUGAAAGUCCUGGAAAACCACACAAGGGGUGUACUGGCCAUUGCCUGGAGCUUGGCAGACCCCGAGUUGCUCCUGAGCUGUGGGAAGGACAACAGGAUUCUCUGCUGGAACCCCAAUUCUGGAGAGGUGCUGUAUGAGCUGCCCACCAGCACACAGUGGUGCUUCGAUAUCCAGUGGUGUCCCAGAAACCCAGCUGUCCUCUCUGCAGCAGCCUUUGAUGGACACAUCAGCGUCUACUCUAUCAUGGGAGGCAGCUGUGAUGGCCAGAGGCAGAAGCAAGCAGAUCAGCUCACCUCCUCCUUUGGGAAUCUGGAUCCCUUUGGUACUGGCCAGACCCUCCCUCCCCUGCAGCUCUGUCAGCCCGCAGUCCAGCAAAGCACAGUGAUGCCCCUGAAGAAACCCCCCAAGUGGAUACGCAGACCCGUAGGAGCGUCGUUCGCUUUUGGAGGCAAGCUGGUAACAUUUGAAAAUGUAACUGUCCAACCUCAGCAGCAGCAGCAGCUAGUUCCUCAUCACGUUUAUGUGAGCCAGGUUGUCACAGAAACAGACUUCUUGGAGCGCUCUAAUCAACUUCAGUCUGCUGUGCAGGCUGGACAUUUUUUCAAUUUCUGUCAGUCUAAAGUAGAAGCUUCACAGACUGAAUUUGAGAGGAACAUCUGGUCUUUCUUAAAGAUCAACUUUGAGGUUGAUCCUCGCAACAAAUACUUGGAGCUUUUGGGCUAUAAAAAGGAAGAAAUUGUUAAGAAGAUUGCUGCUGCGUUAGAGAAAGACGCAAUUGUAGAUGGGAAAGCUGAGGAGCCUGUUUGUGAAGCUGAGCAGGCAGUGGAAAGGGUUGAAGGGAGCCCCAUUGCUGAAGAGCAGACCCAGGGAGAGACAGAACACCCCAUUGAUGAGGACAGAGAGGAUGCUGAUCUUAAAGAACACGUUUCUGAAGCAAAGGAGACCUUGAAGAUCUCUGUCAGUGGAGAUGUCGAUGGGCUCAUUACCCAGGCCUUGCUCACUGGUGACUUUGAGGGUGCUGUGGAUCUCUGUCUCCAUGACAACCGCAUGGCAGAUGCCAUCAUCCUGGCCAUCGCAGGAGGGCAGGAGCUCCUGACAAAGACUCAGGAAAAAUACUUUGCCAAAACACAGAGCAAGAUCACCAGGCUGAUUACUGCAGUGGUCACAAAGGACUGGAAGGAGAUUGUUCAGUCAUGUGACCUGCAGAACUGGAGAGAGGCGCUGGCUGCUGUGCUGACGUACGCUCGCCCGGAUGAAUUUUCAGCCCUUUGCGGUGAUCUUGGUACCCGGCUGGAAAGAGAUGGGGACCUCAACCUCCAGGCCCAGGCCUGCCUGUGCUACAUCUGUGCUGGUGAUGUGGAGAAGCUGGUAGCAUGCUGGACCAAAGCACAGGAUGGGAACUCACCACUAUCCUUGCAGGACCUGGUUGAGAAGGUAGUGAUCUUGCGUAAGGCAGUUGAAAUGACCCAGGGAGUGAGCAGCAAUGCUGUAGGAGCUCUCCUGGCUGAGAAGAUGAGUCACUAUGCCAGUCUGCUGGCAGCUCAAGGCAGUCUGAGCACUGCCAUGGCCUACCUGCCAAGCAACACUGAUCAGACAAACAUUGUGCAUUUGCGUGACAGACUUUAUAGAGCACAGGCUGAACAAGCCCCAGGAACACAGGUUCCUUAUGAGAGACAGCAGGCAACCAAAGGAAGGGCUUCCACCAAGCAGGCCCACCCUCCCGGGCAGAUGCCUCAGCAACAGCCACAAGCCCCUACACAACAGUACUACCCACAGGUAAGACCUGCCCCUACUGUCACUUCCUGGAGUAACCAAACUCCCACUGCCCUUCCAAGUAUUCCACCUGCAGCCUCUGCCUCAGACACUCAGGUUGAGCCCCCACCUCCAGGUUUCACCAUGCAGGGACCUGCUAACCCUGUAGCUGCCAGCGCAGCCCCUGGUUAUAUGUACGGGCAGCCCAGUGCACGACAGCAGUAUCCACAGACUUACUCUCAGACACAGCAGUACCCUCAAGGCAUGGGGGGGCCAACAAUGUAUCAACCUCAGCAACCCACUGCGUCUCCUCCUCCUCCUUCACCCUCUGCUUCUUACCCUUCUCACUGCCUGCACUCUGCAUCUUCUCACUCUAUUUACACGGGACAGCCUCCAGCCUCGGCUACGGGACCCGUCUCCCCUGCUUCCUCUUUCCCGCCUCCUGCUUCUGGAGCCUCCUUCCAGCAUGGCGGGCCUGGAGCUCCAGCCUCUUCUUACCUACCUCCGCCAACAGGUACCCUGCCUGCCACCCAAAACGAGCUGCCUGCUUCGCAGAGAACAGGAGGGAUAAACACCACAGACAUAACCUGCUUCCUGGAAGGACCACAGAAUGGAUGGAACGAUCCUCCCAGUCUGAGCAGAGUACCAAAGAAGAAGAAGCUUCCAGACCAUUACACUCCUCCAGCUCCGAUCACAGCCCCGAUAAUGAACCCCUUAGGGGAUCCGCAGGCACAGCAGUCCUCUCCCCCACCCACCUUCCAGCCUCAGCAGUACCCUGCAGGACAGCCAGGGCUGCAGCCCUCCUUCCCCGGGAUCCAACAGCCGCUGCUGCAGCCUGCUCUACAGCCCUCUGCACAGAAGCUCAGUGCUGAAGGGCCACCUGGUGCACCUAUAGGAGACGUCGUACAGCCAUUUCAAUCCAUACCGGCUGAAAAAAUUACCAAAAAGCCCAUUCCUGAUGAGCACCUGGUCCUCAAGACCACGUUUGAAGGGCUAAUUCAGAAGUGUACGAGUGCUGCUACAGAUCCGCAAACCAGGAGAAAGCUGGAUGAUGCAAACAAACGCCUGGAGUCCUUAUACGACAAACUUCGUGACCAAACGCUCUCCCCAACAAUUGUCAACGGGUUACAUAACAUCGCCAGGAGUAUUGAAACACGAAAUUACAUGGAGGGAUUGAACAUGCACACCCACAUAGUCAGUAACAGCAACUUCAGUGAGACGUCUGCUUUCAUGCCUGUCCUCAAAGUAGUCCUUACACAGGCCAACAAGCUGGGGGUAUGAUCUUCACAGAAUACUGGAUCAUUCCGUAAAACCGCUUCUGUACCAUAGCAAGCAAGAACAAGUAGGACCAACUAUGAUAGCAUGUGUAGCUGGCUUAUUGGGUCACCACUGGCAUAUGCUAAAGGUCUUUAAAAAAGUCAACAUUUUAAAGCUUUUUGUGUGUUUUUAAUGUGUAAUCAUCAAAUCCCGAGAGCAGAGUGCAAUGGCCUUGGUGCUUUUUAAAUGUGUUUUUUUGUUGUUUUAAAUGUUCAACAAAGGGCAUCUCAAUGUAAACGGUAUUGUAAAAAAAAAAAAAAAAAAAAAAAAUCCUGCUUUUAGUGAUUGACAUGGUGUGUGAGAAGUCGGUAUAAAACAUGGAAGUCUGAAUAAGAAGACUGUACAAGAGAACCCUGUAUGUGUUUUUAUGUUUGUAUCUGUGUGUGUCUGAUUUAAUCACUUUAUUAUUUAAUCUUUUAAGGUUUUUAUCACAAAAUGCUGCCUGUUCUUUCUUAGUUUUUUUUUUCCCCUCUUAAACAAGUAGGACAAUAGUGCAUUGCAUUUUUUAUCUAAGAAAGAAACUAAAUCGCCAACAACAUGCAAUAUUUAAAAUAAACAUUCAUUUAUAGAUGAAGUGGUAUUGGAAAUA